Messenger RNA from Cheilinus undulatus (humphead wrasse), 547 nucleotides. Its product is annotated as transcription factor HES-5-like. NCBI's taxonomy places the organism in Eukaryota, Metazoa, Chordata, Actinopteri, Labriformes, Labridae. The record is from RefSeq and is a predicted model, not a curated record. Gene Ontology annotation, cellular component: nucleus. The coding region runs from base 1 to 435 and encodes 144 amino acids. The transcript has 2 exons. Gene Ontology annotation, biological process: anterior/posterior pattern specification; regulation of transcription by RNA polymerase II; regulation of neurogenesis. Gene Ontology annotation, molecular function: protein dimerization activity; RNA polymerase II cis-regulatory region sequence-specific DNA binding; DNA-binding transcription factor activity, RNA polymerase II-specific.
AUGGCUCCCUGCUCCUCAGCGCUCUCUCUGCACUCCUCCAAAGACAGACACAAACUCAGGAAACCUCUGGUGGAGAAGAUGCGCAGAGAUCGCAUCAACAGCUGCAUCGAGCAGCUCAAGGUGCUGCUGGAGAACGAGUUCCACAAACAGGAUCCCAACGCCAAGCUGGAGAAGGCCGACGUGCUGGAGAUGACCGUGGCCUUCCUGAAGCAGCAGCUGCAGCCUCCGAGCCCCCAGCGCCACGGCUACUCCCGCUGCUGGAAGGAGACGCUCAACUUCCUGUCCAGAGACUCCCUGAAGGUGGCCACGCCGCCUCAGCUCCGCCUCCUCCGGGAUGCCGGCCCCACGCCGGCCCUCUCCUCCUCACAUGGAAAUAUCCAGGCUGCAGAGAAGCAGCUGAUUGGCUCCCACGGAGCCAUGUGGAGGCCCUGGUAGAAGCUGAGGAUGAUCCUGAGGAUGUUUGAGUGUCUCCUGUGGAGGAAACGUUAUAAACUGUUGAAUCGGUCCUGCAUGGUGCAGUGGAGAGUUUCAUCUUCUAUGAGGAGAA